Molecule: messenger RNA, 2355 nt
Organism: Arachis stenosperma
Lineage: Eukaryota; Viridiplantae; Streptophyta; Magnoliopsida; Fabales; Fabaceae
Product: DEAD-box ATP-dependent RNA helicase 8-like
Exons: 10
Coding region: 399-1949 (516 amino acids)
Biological process (GO): P-body assembly; cytoplasmic stress granule assembly
Cellular component (GO): P-body; cytoplasmic stress granule
Molecular function (GO): RNA helicase activity; mRNA binding; ATP binding
Source: RefSeq, a predicted model, not a curated record
CAACAAAAACGAAAACAUCAAAAUCCAAAGCGGCAACACACAGAGAGGGGGAGAGAGAAAAAAAAAAAAACAGAAGAAGCCACUCUCUCAUUUUCCUUUUAUUCUAUUUCUUCCUUUUCAAAAACCCUCCUCAAUUAGAUAGAUCUUUGUAUAAAUUUCCAUCCGCAGAAAACAUUUCACCCCAAAACCCUACCCAUUUUUUUCUACUCAUUGUAGCAACCCUGUAUCAUACCCUCAGAAAUUCUCUCUCUUUUCUUAGGGUUUUUACAUUUUAGCAUUUUUCACUCAUAAUUUUCAUAGGAAUUUUUGUACAUUGUAUCGCUUCUAUUAGAUUAGAAUUUAGAGCAGAUUGUUAGGUUUACCCUUUUUGUUUUACUUUUUCAAUUUUCGGAAUUGGGAUGAACAACAACAACAAUUACUACAACAGAGCGAGGUACCCACCACCUGGGAUCGGUGGCGGUGGUCUUGGACGAGGAGGAGGAGGAGGAGGCCCUGGUUUCAAUCAAAACUCACCGUUUCAGCCAAGGCCUAAUUACCAGCAACACCAGCAACAGCAUCAACAACUACAACAGCAGCAUCAGCAAUAUGUUCAGAGGCAGAUGGUGCAGCAACAACAACAACAGCAGCAGCAGCAGCAACAACAACAGCAAUGGCUGAGAAGGGCGCAGAUGGGUGCUGCUGACUCCAACGUCGUGGAUGAGGUUGAGAAGACCGUGCAGUCUGAAGCCAUUGACCCGAGUUCUCAAGAUUGGAAGGCAAGGCUAAAGGUUCCACCACCUGAUACGCGUUAUAAGACAGAGGAUGUGACAGCAACUAAAGGAAAUGAAUUUGAGGAUUAUUUUUUGAAGCGAGAGCUGCUCAUGGGAAUAUAUGAGAAGGGUUUUGAAAGGCCUUCUCCUAUCCAAGAAGAAAGCAUUCCAAUUGCUCUUACUGGUAGUGACAUUCUUGCAAGGGCUAAAAAUGGGACAGGCAAAACAGCUGCAUUUUGCAUUCCUGCAUUGGAAAAAAUUGACCAGGAUAACAAUGUUAUUCAAGUUGUUAUAUUGGUUCCAACAAGGGAGUUAGCUUUGCAAACAUCUCAAGUAUGCAAAGAACUUGGAAAGCACUUGAAAAUUCAAGUGAUGGUUACAACUGGUGGUACUAGCCUGAAAGAUGAUAUCAUGCGCUUAUAUCAACCAGUUCAUUUACUAGUUGGGACUCCUGGAAGGAUAUUGGAUCUUGCUAAGAAGGGUGUUUGCGUUCUGAAAGAUUGCGCAAUGCUUGUUAUGGAUGAGGCUGAUAAGCUUUUGUCCCCAGAAUUCCAGCCUUCUAUACAGCAGCUGAUUCAUUUUCUUCCUUCACACCGACAAAUUCUGAUGUUUUCAGCAACAUUUCCUGUUACUGUAAAGGAUUUCAAAGAUAGGUAUCUUCAAAAGCCAUAUGUCAUUAACCUUAUGGAUGAGCUAACUUUGAAGGGUAUCACACAGUAUUAUGCAUUUGUCGAAGAGAGACAGAAGGUUCACUGCCUGAAUACACUAUUUUCUAAGUUGCAAAUAAACCAGUCAAUCAUCUUUUGCAAUUCGGUGAAUCGUGUUGAACUCCUUGCAAAAAAAAUCACCGAGCUUGGAUAUUCGUGUUUCUAUAUUCACGCAAAGAUGUUGCAAGAUCAUCGUAAUAGAGUGUUUCAUGACUUCCGCAAUGGCGCCUGCCGUAAUCUUGUUUGUACUGAUCUUUUUACUAGGGGAAUAGACAUUCAAGCAGUCAAUGUUGUUAUUAAUUUUGAUUUUCCCAAGAAUUCAGAAACUUAUCUCCACAGGGUCGGUCGCUCAGGGAGGUUUGGGCAUCUUGGUUUAGCAGUUAACUUGAUCACUUAUGAGGAUCGCUUUAAUUUAUAUAGGAUUGAACAAGAACUUGGAACUGAAAUAAAGCAAAUUCCACCACACAUUGACCAGGCAAUUUAUUGCCGAUGACUGGUGACGACAACUCGGCUCGUUUUUACAACUGGAGAAUAGCAAAGGUUGAAGUGACUGUCACCCAAGUAGGUACAUAUUCUCUGGUAUGACAGGAUGCUGUAUGAAAAUUGGGGUUUUUUGGACCCUUAGUUUGAAUGCUUUUUCAUUAUUAGGACCUUCAGAAAGUUUAAUAUUAGCCUUUUUAACUGGCAGAUAUUUUGCUGGGUCCAGUUUGGGUUUCCCUUAAUUUCAUUUUCAGAUGUGUUUGUUGCUAACAUUAGUACUGUAGUUUCUUUUUGUGUUUUUUAUUUUCGGUGGAUGCUGGUUUAGGGGGUGUACCUUAUACCUUGUUAUGAAUAAAGGGAUCCCUAUGGUAUUCUACUUUGUGGUUGCCAUUACGGAUUCUUUUGGAGUUUGUUAUUCA